Drosophila busckii is the source of this 625-nucleotide messenger RNA. Its product is annotated as titin. The transcript is spliced from 3 exons. Bases 37 to 528 code for a protein of 163 amino acids. Lineage: Eukaryota; Metazoa; Arthropoda; Insecta; Diptera; Drosophilidae. The record is from RefSeq and is a predicted model, not a curated record.
UUGAGCAGAGUGGAGCUAACGAAAGGAAUAUCGAAAAUGUUGCUGCUAUUGAUUAUUUGCAGCUUAAGCAUAAGCUAUAGCUACGCUUCAGAGCACUCAGCUGAGGGUCACUAUGGGAGUUCGGGUUCGGGUGUUGGCAUUGGCGACUAUCAUCAGUAUCAGCAUGAUACGCCCACCACCUACUCUGAGACUUCAAAGCAUGUGCCAGUGCAUGUGAUAGAGAAGGUGCCGCUGCCCAUACCGCAUCCAGUGGCUGUGCAGGUGCCCAAUGUGAUUCGUCUGCAAAUUCCAGAGCCAUAUGCUGUGCAUGUGCCCGUUCAGCAAGAGAUUCAAGUGCCUGUUUACAAAAUUGUGCCCGAAAUAACAGAACGCAAAAUACCCUACACUGUGGAGAAACCAUAUCCAGUUGAAGUUGAAAAGCCGUAUCCUGUGGAAGUAAUCAAGCAUAUCAAAAUACCUGUUCCCAAGCCAUAUCCUGUGCCCAUUACUAUAUAUAAGCAUGUGCUGCACAAGGAUCAUGGCUGGUAGUAGCUUAGUAUAUAUAUUUUCACAAGUGCGGUUUAGUUAAUGCAAGUAUUAUUAAUUUGCUGUGUUGUGCUAAUGAUAACUAGGAGCAAAUGAAAUA